CUUACUUUUAUGUUACUUUGACAGAUAAACCAAAAAUUAAUAAAAUAAUCCUAUAUUUGCAUUUUUAGAUUUAAACUUGUUAAAAAAUGAUGGUUCAGGGACUAUACAGGCCAGAUUCCACUUCUCGUCAACGUCAAAUUAAUACAUUGAAGAUUUUUAAUGAUAAUGUAAUUGAAGUAGUUCAAGAUUCGGAAUAUAAUGUGCUAUUCAAAGCUGGAAUUUACGAUUUUUGUCUUCGAGUCUUGCUUUCUAACGAUUUUCCAAAUGAAAGACCCAUUUUAAAAAUUUCUCCAGUGGUUGUCCAUCCAUGGGUAGAUCAGGAGGGUGAAAUUAAAUCAGCACCUGGCUUGCUAAAUUUUACAGUACAUUCAGAUUUAGGAAGAGUUGUGCAAGCUAUCAUAAGAGAAUUUGAAAGGACUCCCCCACCUCUUACAACAGAACAGUGUCUCAGUAAUUCAUCUCCUUCAGUACCUGUUAGAGAUAUGGAAAACAGAGGGAAAGUUAGUCCAAUUAGUUCUUACCCUGGUUUAAAUAAUUUUUCUCCCCCAACGUAUCACUAUACCUCUUCACAUUUACCACAGUCAGUUACUUUGCCAGAACUGAAUAAUUUAAGUUUAGAUGAUUUACAAUUUUUAAACGAAUCAUUGGAAGCACAAGAGGAGUUUUUAGAGGAACUUCCACAAAUAAAAGAAAUGAAUAAAGCAAUAGAUGAACUCAUUCUGCAGAUUGAAGAACUUGCUGAAUGUAAUUUAGGAAAAAAAGAUUAUUUAGAGAAGCUUAAGGGUGAUGUUGAGGAGAAAAUUGAAGAAGUAACAAAGUUAGCAUUAGAAAAUGAAAAACUAAAUAAUACUUAUCAAAUGCUAUCUGAAAAGUAUUCACCAAAAAAUAUAAAUGAGCAAUUACGUCAGGCAGCGAUUAAUGCUGAUUCUGAAAGUGAUCAUAUUGCUGAAAAAUUCCUUAGCGGUGGAAUGGAGGUUGAUAAGUUCAUAAAUCUUUAUUUGCAUAUUCGCUCAUUGAGUCAAAUGCGACGAACUAAAGAGGAAAAAUUAACCCAGCAAUUACAAAAUUUAGAAAAGGCUGGAUUUUAAUAGACUGCAGUUAAAUGUGAUAUUUAUUUCGUAAUUUAUAUUUAUAUAUCAUUAACUAAAAUGUAUAUUUUUGUCCUAUGGUGAUUAUAACAAAACACAGUUA
Agrilus planipennis (emerald ash borer) is the source of this 1191-nucleotide messenger RNA. RefSeq names its product vacuolar protein sorting-associated protein 37A. Gene Ontology annotation, cellular component: ESCRT I complex. Bases 87 to 1088 code for a protein of 333 amino acids. The record is from RefSeq and is a predicted model, not a curated record. Lineage: Eukaryota; Metazoa; Arthropoda; Insecta; Coleoptera; Buprestidae. Gene Ontology annotation, biological process: ubiquitin-dependent protein catabolic process via the multivesicular body sorting pathway; protein targeting to vacuole; protein targeting to membrane. The transcript has 6 exons.